Molecule: messenger RNA, 1792 nt
Organism: Anguilla rostrata (American eel)
Lineage: Eukaryota; Metazoa; Chordata; Actinopteri; Anguilliformes; Anguillidae
Gene: slbp2
Product: stem-loop binding protein 2
Exons: 8
Coding region: 113-1126 (337 amino acids)
Biological process (GO): mRNA 3'-end processing by stem-loop binding and cleavage; mRNA transport
Cellular component (GO): histone pre-mRNA 3'end processing complex; cytoplasm
Molecular function (GO): histone pre-mRNA stem-loop binding; mRNA binding
Source: RefSeq, a predicted model, not a curated record
GCGCUCCUCCAGUUAACCCGCCAGGUGGGCGGAGGUCAUCACACCUGACGCCAAUUUAAACCUGACUUGGCAAACAUGGCGUGUUUUCUCACUGACCGCAGCUGGAUACAGCAUGGCAACACGCGUAGACACGGCGCUGCACAGCCCGUCGGAGGCGAGGGGAUGGUCGGUGCCUCUUUGGCCAGGCCACUGUGAGCCCCCACUGGGCCCUCUGACACCGCCGGGUCAUCACUCUUAUGGGCUGGAGCCCUGGCUCCUCCCAGGUUGCAGUUCUGUGUAUGACCGUUUGGUCAGUAACUCUGGAACAGCACCGCCACCCCCGCCUGAUCUGAGCAGAGAUGUUGACGCAGGUGACGUCACGCAAAAGCCUCGCAGAUCUUCAAUCCUGGAGCGAUGCAUCCUCAGGAUCUCCACUGCCAGCGUUGCCGUGGGAACGGAGGACGACCUCUGUCCACAUCCACAGGACAUGGAUGGGCUCGGGAGGGCUCAGUCAGAGGGGCACCAGGGCCCCCGAUCUCUGGACCCGUCCCGCUGCGAAACCAACGAGGCCGUCCUGAAGCGUCGGCAGAAACAGAUCCAGUACGGCAAGAACACCUGCGGCUACCUCAACUACCUGCAGCAGGUGCCAAAGCGGUUGCGUCUCCCCGGGCUCCACCCUCGCACCCCGAACAAGUACCGGCGGUACAGCCGGCGCUCCUGGGACCGGCAGGUCCGGCUGUGGAGGAGGGCCCUGCACGCCUGGGACCCCCCCUCCGCCAGCCCCCACGAUGCCUCUGGGCUUUCGCAGACCAGUGCGGAUUCACGCGACCCGGCGGACCAGCUACCGGAGCUGCUGGAGAGGAUGAACACGAUGCCGAGUUGCAGAGAGGGAGCGGGGGGGAGCCGGGCGGAUCCGACGGCCCCACUGCUUCCCCUAACAGCCCUACCUGCCCAGGUGGGUGCUCCUGGCCUCCCUGACCCCGCCCCUCGGCCUGCUGACCUGGCGUACUCCUUCAGCACCCUGCUGUCUCCUGAGGAGAAUGUGAUUGGCUGGCUCAGAUUCCUGCUAGAGUCCGACCACACCCAGCAUCUGCAGGAGGAAGGCUUCGUCCACAGCAGUGGCUACCAUGGAGACCAAAGCCACUGAGCUCCAGCCAUGCUGGAGAGCCUUACAGUCAUAACUUCCAUUUUCAGAGGGACUGUGCUGAUCAUGAAAUCAUCCUAGGUUUUUUCUCUUCUUCUUUCCCCCCCUAAAAUGUGGCACCACCUCCAAAAUAGUUCUGGUUCUACACUCACACACACGCUCCAUUUUUAGUUUUCCACUAUACACAUUGCUGUAACGUGACAUAUUUAAGAGCUGUUUGAAAUAAAUGGUAAAUUUGUACUUUUUUCGCCCCUCUCUCAAACUCCCCUGCCUAAGGUCAGCCCAGGCAGUCACUACACAAUUACAUGCUGUUAUUUCUCACUUUAAUAUGUAGUUUCUCAUCCUUCAUGUUCUGUUCUGCUCUGGGCCUGCCCAGUGCAUUGUGGGAUUGGAGCCACACCAGCAGUAUUUCAGUAUAGCCAAUGCCCUGUCUGUUUAGUCCUGGUUCUGUUUCACAAUUUUGGUCGUGUGUUUUGUUUUUCACCCAGCCCUUCCCUUUGUCUCACCAUUUUACCGUUUUUAGGAACUGAAUUCUUAAAAGGAAAAUGGGCUAAAAUGACACCUUGUUUUGUGUUUGUUUUUAGUUUUUUUAUUUCUUGCUUGUCUGUCAUCUUGUACUUGAGUACUGAUGCAAAGCAAAAUGAAUAAAAAGUUCAAUAUACAGCACAA